ACAUACACGAAUGAGGUAGAUAUGGAACGGGUUUUCUGUAAGGGUUGUGUUCUGAUGUAAAGAUCGAUCCUCUGUUAAAAGGUGACAGCUAGAAUCAUAAAGAUCAAAUAAAAAGGGCAGAGAGAAUGAUGCAAGGAAGUGGACAAAUAGCAGUGCCUCCAGGGUUCAGGUUCCACCCAACAGAUGAGGAGCUUCUUUACUAUUAUCUGAGGAAGAAAGUUUCUUUUGAAGCCAUUGACCUUGAUGUCAUCCGAGAAGUUGAUCUCAACAAACUUGAGCCUUGGGAUCUCAAAGAAAAAUGUAGGAUUGGAUCAGGACCUCAGAACGAAUGGUACUUCUUCAGCCACAAGGACAAGAAGUACCCGACCGGAACACGAACGAACCGGGCGACAACGGCCGGAUUUUGGAAGGCAACGGGGAGGGACAAGGCCAUAUACCUGAGCAAUUCCAGGAGGAUAGGGAUGAGGAAAACGCUAGUGUUCUACACUGGCCGUGCUCCUCACGGCCAAAAGACUGAGUGGAUUAUGCAUGAGUACCGUCUUGACCAAGACGAUGCUGAGCUUCAGGAAGAUGGGUGGGUGGUGUGCAGGGUUUUUAAGAAGAAGAACUUUAACAGAGGAUUUCAUCCAGAAAUGGAUCAAGAAGAUGAGCAGAUAAUGGGCCACAUGGCAUCAACAAGCACUGCUUCUAAUAAUAAUUGCAUGAAGGUACUUGAACCAUUAAAACACCACCACCACCUUCAUCAUCAUCAAGGACUUGUUCAUCAACCUUAUUAUGAUGACCACCAUAGUAAUAAUAAUAAUAGUUUUAAUUACAAUAGCUGCUUUAAUGCCUCAAUGCACCUACCACAGUUAUUCAGCCCAGAAUCUGCAGUACCACCCCUUCCUUCCGCAACCUCUUCGCCCUCCUCCACGUCGACUAUGAACCCCAUGGACGUCCUUCACUGUUCUCACAACUUACUUAGGCUCGCUUCAACUUCUUCUCCUCCUCCUGGGGGACUCGUUAGUAAUCUCAUGCAGCAACAAGGUGAUCACAGACUCAAUAAUGGAGACUGGUCGUUCUUGGACAAGCUAUUAAUUUCACAACAACAGCAACAACAAACUAUGGUUACUCCUUUGGGGGCUCCUUCUUCUUCCCACAAGUUCCCUUUUCAUUACCUUGCUUGCGAUCAGAGCCAAAUCAUGAAGUAACCUUCUUCUUCUGUCAUGUGUUUAUGAAUUAAUUGGCUCCACCAAUUAAGUUACAUUCAAGUCCUGUGUUAAUUAGAUGCUUGUUCAAUUAUCCAGUUUUUUUAUUUUGAGUAAUGAGAACUAUAUAUCAAUUGUACGUGUAUAUUAUCUGCAUUUGUGUGUGUCUGUAGAGAGAGAGAGAGCUUUCAAGUUUAAACAGGGAAGAACAUGUGUGCCUGUGGCAAGGGAAUGAGCUUUAAUUCAAAGUUUUAAACUGUGAAGAAAAGUGAUGGAUUGAGAU
Messenger RNA from Neltuma alba, 1470 nucleotides. Its product is annotated as NAC domain-containing protein 76-like. The record is from RefSeq and is a predicted model, not a curated record. Bases 126 to 1190 code for a protein of 354 amino acids. Gene Ontology annotation, molecular function: DNA binding. Lineage: Eukaryota; Viridiplantae; Streptophyta; Magnoliopsida; Fabales; Fabaceae. The transcript is spliced from 4 exons. Gene Ontology annotation, biological process: regulation of DNA-templated transcription.